Molecule: messenger RNA, 2325 nt
Organism: Durusdinium trenchii
Lineage: Eukaryota; Dinophyceae; Suessiales; Symbiodiniaceae
Source: the annotation of a GenBank genome assembly
UCACUGUAUUUCAGCAACAUGCAGAGUUGGCAUGUUCCUACUAUGCCUGUGGUUUGGACUCUACGGCUGUUUGAAGGCGUGUUCGCAUGAUGUCUUUGCCAUCGCCACGAAUUCCUCCUAUCCCUAGCAAGGAUAGGCAAGGUGCUCGGACUUCACCAGUGCCAGAUGUGCAAAUUCUGCUUUCACGCCCACGAGCCUGCACCAGCGCGGGCAAGGUGAUAAAACCUGAAAUGAAGCAAACUUUGCAACUCCUCAACAAGGAGAUCCAUCAACGUCUAAAAGCAUGCCGUGGCUUGAAUCGACGCCAAUACCCUUUGGUUCCAACCACGAAGGAGGUGGUGAGCCCAAUUCCAGAAGAUCCUGAGGGACAGCAAGGCCCUAGACGAGAUGGAAGGAGCCACUCACCUCCUGAGAUCAUUCCGGAGGAGCCGGUGGCUGAAGCGAGUAAGGUGAUACCACCAGUGCAAGGUAGCUGGAGGCAACGCCUGAGAAAUCGAACUUGGCGACUACCAGCAAGGCCGCUGGUAGCUCACAGUGCUGAGCAUGCGGCCACUGAGCGCCCAGCCAUUACGACCCGGGCAUCUCGGGCCAGAGGCAGCCACAAAGAUGAAGCAAAGCAUGGACGUGCUCGUGCUCGAGAGCGCAUCUCCACACGACGUAUGUCCCUGGAUGAGUUUUGGGCCCCUUUCGAGUCGGGUUCCUCCUCCUCCUCUAGACGAAACUCAGCUCAAGAGUCGACAGGGCACCACGGGCAGGGCCGCAAGUCUGGUGCGAAGAGGUUUCCACAGGCCUAUGCUGGCCGAAGGGGCAGUUCAAAUGAUCGCCGGCACGUCAGCAUGCGCGAGACUGACUCUGACGUCGAGGAUGCUGAUGAGGAUGGCGACGAUGUGGCAAGCGGACGACUGCCCGACAGGACUCAGCCAGAUCGUUCGCAUAAUCUUCAGGCGUUCGUUGAGGUUGAGACCAAAGAGGUCGAGAUCAGCUUCCAGGUGGUAAAAUGGUCAACCCAGCGACAAGAAAGCCCAGCAGCAGAUCUGGAGAAGCAGAGUGGCUGGUGGGAGUCUGCAAAUGGCACUGUUGAAAACCAGUUUGUGAUCCUACAACUUGCAAACAAGGAGCCAAAGAGGCUGCACGCUCUGGAACUGAGCCUUCCGGGGAAUGAUGCGGGACCGCGCUCCUGUAAGUUGCAAUACUCCAACGAGAGUACAGACGGACCAUGGAAGGAUGCCUGGAACUUCCAGGUGGCUUCCAAGUCAGAUGUGAAAUGCCGAACAACCUUCGAAACUGGCACCAAUAUCAUGAAGGACUUCAAGGAUUGGCUCGUCCGUUCCUACCGUGGGAAUGUCAACGAGGCUUGGAAGUUACUCUUUCACGAGAAGCUGCUUGAAAUUCCGUCUGCAGACUUCCUGGCUUCUUUGACGAGAAUCAAGCAACAGAUGUUCCAUCCUAACCAUGGCCUGCCGUCAUGGUGCCAGGAGGCCCAACGGCUUUGUGACGAGCUCGAUCCUGCAAAGAGUGGUGUUGUGACACUGGCAUCUAUCCUCGAACCAGCCCAGCCACCACCUGAAGCGUGCUACUGGAAGCUCACCAUUGUGAACAACUGGGGUUCGACGAAGCGACUGCAGGUCAUGUCACCCUUGAGAUUGACUACCCUUAUCCAGGUACAAACAGGAGGAUUGUCUCGGAUGAGGGCUUCCUUCAUCGACCAUCAGGCUGGCCAUCUUGCAGGUGACUCAUUGAUUCGGGCGUUCGAUCUAGAAACCCUGGGUGUUGACUCUGAAGCUGUACAACUCCGCCGAUUAGCCAAGAAGUACAGCAUCAGCAUUCUAGACAUUGAAGACAUGCACCGUCUGUUUUCCAAUGCUACAUCGGAUGGAAAAGUCAUUGUGCAGUCAGAGUUUACCAGUAUGCUUCUGAAGCUGUAUGGAACCGAAGACCUCAGCGAAGUCCCGCCGAAAGAGGCCUACCGGUUCACGAACUUCGCCCUUGCAGAGGGCGCAACGCCUGCGUUUCUUUUGGCAGCAAGCAGAUCAGGAUGGAAGCGGCGAAAUCGACUUUGAGGAGUUCAUCAUGUGGUAUGACCGUUACAGUGAAGAGAUCUUGAGCAGAAGGAAAACACGGCGACGUCGCGAGUCCAUAGAUGACGAUGGUUAAACUGAUGAGCUGCAUAGUCGGAACUCGGAGCCACUGGCAUGCUACCUGCUGCGAAGGAGGGCCAGACAUCCAGAGCAUUAAAUGCCUGAGAUUUAAACGUGGAAAAUCAAAACAUGAUCCCCCCGAAGCCUGUACAAAGAGGAAUGCAGGGAAUGACAGGAGAACAUUCCA